UAUUGUCCAACGGUUAGUUUUUCCCUUUUGUUGUAUCGAAGGUCAAAGGUUGGAGUGCCAAACAUUGUAGUGCAUCAAAAUACCGGUUACUUUUUUUUCUUGUAUAAAUUGUGGCAACAAGAACAAGAAUUUAUAGAAGAUCAAUGCCGGUUGACAAAUCUGUUAGUUAUUUGAACAGAGUCAAAAUCAUCGAAACGACAAACGAACCAUCGUUCACAUCCAGUGAAGACGUCGUGAUCUGCAAAGCUUUCUUGUCCGUUCUUGAAGAUUUACGACGCGAUGGUAACUUGCAAUCACAGACUAAUCUUUGCAACGGAAUUUUCCAAAAGUUUGUCGCCAGCACGAAGAACGAAUCGCGAUCGCAAGAAUCUGUUCGAUCUCGGUGGGAGAAAAUCAUGACCCGUUGUUUUAAAUUUCACGCGUAUCUCACACGAAUCAGAUAUGAGUGUCAGAAGGGACUAGCGAAGUCUCAAAUGGCUUAUCAAGCAAAAUUGCUGUAUGUUGAGUAUGAAAGACAGCAAUUUGUCAUGGAUCAUUGCUGGGAAAUCUUGCAAAAUAGAUUAUUCAAGUGGCAAGAUAUAUCUGACAUCAAAAACCCGAACACGCCUACAAAGACGAUCAAUUCGAGCCCCCAAUCCGUGGGAGUCUCUCAUAUUCUUGGCGCGCCCUUUCCUUCGCAAGAAUUCGAUCAAAAUACAUGUCGAGGAUGCAGUCACUCUCCAAACGGUGAAACGUCGGGUGGAAGGGAAGCUGAAAAGGAACGGCCACAAGGAAAAGCCAAGGCAGUAGAACUUGAGACCUCACAUAACGACGAUUUGACUGAGCAACUUAACAAACAAGCAAAGAAGGAGGAAAUGAAGAAGGCUCAACUAGAAGAAAGAAGACUCCGACUAACGAAGAAGAUGCAGGAAAUUGAGGAGAAACAGGUAGCUGCUAAGCAACUGGAGAUAGACGACGCAGUUAUGUCGAUGGACACAUCCAAAAUGGACCAUCAAACACAGCUUUAUUGGGCGAUGCGCAAAGACGAAAUCAUCGUGAGAGCAUUUAACCGUUUGGACAUCCCGGGUUGAUCGAUUAUCUGACCUCCAUUGCUCAUAUUUUGUUAUCGCGAAAUGAACAUGUCUGGUUGAUUGGUUCCUCUGACUUUUUAAUUUUUCUUGUUUCUCUUAUGUAUUUCCUCUCUUUCAUUCAUUUCAUCUUUGUUUUUUAGGCGUUUCCUGAUGAAUUUACCGAUUCUGUGUUAAUUUUUGAGGAUUUCUUGUGCUUCUGUUUGUUUGUUUG
Molecule: messenger RNA, 1281 nt
Organism: Rhododendron vialii
Lineage: Eukaryota; Viridiplantae; Streptophyta; Magnoliopsida; Ericales; Ericaceae
Exons: 2
Coding region: 144-1070 (308 amino acids)
Source: RefSeq, a predicted model, not a curated record